Molecule: messenger RNA, 978 nt
Organism: Saxophila tyrrhenica
Lineage: Eukaryota; Fungi; Ascomycota; Dothideomycetes; Mycosphaerellales; Extremaceae
Gene: TGL2
Product: lipase 2
Exons: 4
Coding region: 1-978 (325 amino acids)
Source: RefSeq, a predicted model, not a curated record
AUGAUACCUAUCAUCCAUCGGACGGCCCUUCGUCGGCGUACGUGGACAUCACAAUGUCAUCCCAGACGGUUGAUCACCCGGCAAUACCGUGCUUGCCAACCACUCCGGAAUAAUGGCAACGAUGCACGACUGACAGACACCGGAAACGUGAUAGAGGACGACUUUGCGGUCCUACGAGAUGACUAUCAGGCGCCCAGGAACCCCAUUAUCCUGGCUCACGGUCUUCUCGGAUUCGAUGAGUUACGCCUGCCCGGCGUGCCUCUGCCAGGUGUGCACUAUUGGCACGGUAUCAGCGAGGCUUUGGCGGCAAAAGGAGUAGAAGUCAUCACAGCUGAAGUCCCUCCGUCCGGCCGCAUCGAGAUACGCGCUCAGAGAUUGGCGGAAGCGAUUGAGCGUAAAGCGGGCGGAAAGAGCGUCAACAUUAUUGCUGGACUCGAUUCGAGGCACAUGAUAUCUCGCAUGAAGCCAGGAAACGUGAAAGUCCUCUCACUGACCACAAUAGCAUCACCGCAUAGAGGAUCUGCGUUUGCGGACUACGUCUUUACCAGCAUUGGCCCGGCCAACAUACCCAAGCUGUAUAAAGUCCUUGACUUCUUCGGCCUCGAGACCGGCGCAUUUCGACAGUUGACUGAAGAGUACAUGACUGAAAAGUUCAAUCCGCGAACUCCGGACCUCGAGGGCGUCCGUUAUUACAGCUACGGUGCCGCCUUCGACCCGCAGCUCACCUCCGUCUUUCGCCACUCUCACGAUAUCAUCGAGAAAGCCGAAGGCCCGAACGAUGGCAUGGUCUCCGUUGCGAGCAGUAAGUGGGGAACGUACAAGGGCACGCUCAACCAUGUCAGCCAUUUGGACCUAAUUAAUUGGACGAACCGGUUGCGGUGGUGGUGGAUGUGGAAGUUGACCGGGAAGGCGAGGACCUUCAAUGCCAUUGCUUUCUACCUCAGCAUCGCCGAUAUGUUAGCCAAGGAGGAUUUAUGA